Prorocentrum cordatum is the source of this 1636-nucleotide messenger RNA. NCBI's taxonomy places the organism in Eukaryota, Dinophyceae, Prorocentrales, Prorocentraceae. The record is from the annotation of a GenBank genome assembly.
GGAAACGCCAACCUCAAGGCCCAGAUCCUCUUCGGCAGCAUCGCGGAGUGGGGGCCGCAGGCCGCGAACUACUGCCGCGCCAUCGGCCACCAGUACCACGUGCUGGCGCUCGCGGAGACGCGCGUUGACGCCGGGGGCAUCGGCGACCUGCACGGCAAGCUCGCCAUGGACGGGUGGAAGAUGGCCGCCACUCCCGCCGUCCAGAUCCACAAGUCGGACGUCGGCACGCACGGUGGCGAGUGGGUGCUGGCGCGACGGGACGUCGCGGCCACCACCUUCGAGGGCUACAGGGAGUACUACCUCCAGGCCUACAAGCGCCAGCCGUUCGUGGGCUUUUCGCCCACGAUCCUACGCACCAGGAGCGGCAACGUGAUCGUCGUGGCCGCGUGCUUGCGGCCAGGCCUCCGUGACAUGGGGGCCAAUCGCGACGUUCUCAUGUCGAUCUCUACGUUCAUCGACAUGCUUGCUGACCCCUGGAUCACCCUGGUUGACUGGAACUCCGCGCCGCCCUGGUGGAAGGACAAGCCGUGGCUCAGCCGCUGGAGUGGCGCCAUCGUCACCGAUCCUGCGUGCGCCGCCACGUGCGACAAGGGCAAGGGCUCCAUCUACGACUGCGCGAUCGUCAGGUCCGACAUCGCAUCCCGCAUCACUGUAGAGGUGGUCUACGACGUGCCGUGUAAGCCCCAUUGCGGCAUGCAGGUCGCCAUCGGCGACGCAGAGCCCUGGGGCUACCGCGCUAUAAAGGAGUUCGAUGCCCUCCACUACCCAGAGCCCCAGCCGCCUGAGGACGACGCGCCGUUCUUCAUCCCCGACACCGUCUGGGGCGCGGCCGCGUGCACCGUGGCCACGUGCCCGAGUUCCAGGGCGACCUUGUGGCUGGUGGCAGCAUUCGGCGCGCUCAUGCAGCGCUACACGGCGCUAGUCAAGAAUGGCAAGGGCGUGAAGGCGCGGGAGUUGAUCGCGAGGCGCGCCCAGGCGAUGCUGAUUCAGAUCGGCAGCGACGACGACCGCAAGAAGUACUUCGGCCCCAAGGGCGACCCUACGGAGGCCGAGGGGUGGAAGCUCCAGGUGGCCUCCCUGGACUUCUGCGACGAGCACGACCUCGGCCUUAUCUGCGCGACCACCCAGCGCUGGCAGCACGGCGCCGCAGCCAGAGCCGCGGGGAGGGCCCGUAUGCGCUACCUCGACUGGGCCAAGCGGGCCUGGACGGAUCCCCCAGGGAAGCUCCGCGCCAUCGUGAAGGACCCGAGCCCACCCAAGCUCGAGACUGAGCUCCACGGCGUCACCUUCGCCGACCCCUACACGGUUAUGAAUAGGGCCGCCAGCGUGUGGAGGCAGAUCUGGAAUACCAGCUCCUACGACGAUCACCAGAUCAUGCAGGCCUACCUGGAGGCGAUGCGCAGGGCGAGGGAGGGCCCGAUCCCCUGCAUCGAGCCGCAGCGCAUCUACGCGGUCGUAAGCGUCGCGGACCCCAAGAAAGCCCGUGGGGUCGACAACAUUGGGCCUCUCGGCAUACAGAGAUUGCCCUCCAACGGCAUCAACCAGCUGGCGCAGCUCUACAACUUCGUGGAGCAUGCUGGGCUAGGGCCGCAGCGGUUCUGCGCCACGGUUGGCGCGAUGGCUCCUGAGCCCGCUG